GUUCUUCUGCCCCCCCCCGCCACUGCCAGUGGGGAUGAUGGGAGUUGUAGUCCAACCAGCUCUGGGGAGGCCCGAAUCUGGGAACAGGAGGCAAGGGGGCUGUUAGGAAAGGGGAGAAGCAGUAGGGUGAUCUCCUGCUAACUGAGCCAAGAGGAGCCUUUUUAAAGUGGUGGUUUUCUUGGGGGUGGGGGAGCAACUGGUCCUCUCCAUCCCUUGCACAGCAUCCCUGCAGUGGUGACUUUCUUUCUUUCUGUGAGCCCUUUGGGGACAGGGAGCCAUUGUAUCUGUUUUUUUAAUUAUUUUUCUCUGUGUAAACUGCUUUGGGAACUUCAGUUGAAAAGCGUAUGAUUCAUUGACUGGAAAAGUUUCACCUGCUGCAGUUGCUAAAGGCACAGAAGCAAUAUCGGAACAAGCAUGUUGGCAAUCCUCAUUAAUAAACCUUCUCCUUAAUGGACAUGUUUGUAAAAUACAGAGGCUGGAAAUCAAGGACUGCUUCUGACAUGGUGCAACCAUAUGUAUGUUUACUCAGAAGUUGAAACAAGCCAGAAUUUUCUUAAGGUUUGAAGGCUCCUUUCACUACCAAGCAGAAGAUGAGGACGGUUCUUAUGGUAGCAGAGAAGCCAUCCCUGGCUCAGUCUAUAGCCAAAAUCCUUUCCAGAGGAAACAUGUCCUCUCGCAAAGGACUAAAUGGGGCAUGUUCAGUCCAUGAGUACACAGGAUCGUUCACUGGACAAAGCGCCCGCUUCAAGAUGACAUCUGUGUGUGGUCAUGUGAUGACGCUGGAUUUUAUAGGCAAAUAUAACAACUGGGAUAAAGUGGACCCUGCUGAACUUUUUAGUAAAGCCCCUACAGAAAAGAAGGAAGCAAAUCCUAAACUGAACAUGGUGAAAUUCUUACAGGUGGAAGGGAGAGGCUGUGAUGAUAUUGUUCUGUGGUUGGAUUGUGACAAGGAAGGCGAAAACAUCUGCUUUGAGGUUCUGGAUGCUGUUGCUCCUGUGAUGAAUAAGCCUCGUGGCAGUGAAAAGACGGUGUACAGAGCCAAGUUCAGCUCCAUUACGGACACAGACAUCUGCAAUGCCAUGAACCACUUAGGAGAGCCCAACCACAACGAGGCUUUGUCAGUGGAUGCCCGGCAGGAGCUGGAUCUCAGAAUUGGCUGUGCAUUUACAAGGUUUCAGACAAAAUACUUCCAAGGGAAGUAUGGCAAUUUAGACAGCUCACUCAUUUCCUUUGGGCCUUGUCAAACUCCAACACUGGGAUUUUGUGUGGAGCGACAUGAUAAAAUCCAGUCUUUCAAGCCUGAAACCUACUGGGUGCUACAAGCUAAGGUUAACCAUGAAAAAGAGAGUUCUUUGACUCUGGACUGGGACAGAGUGAGGGUGUUUGACAGAGAGAUUGCUCAGAUGUUCCUAAACAUAACAAAGGUGACAAAGGAAGCAAAGGUCGAAUCUGUAAGUAAGAAGGAGAAGGCUAAGCAAAGACCUCUGGCUCUGAAUACUAUGGAAAUGCUAAGAGUUGGCAGCGCUGCUUUGGGAAUGGGACCACAACAUACUAUGCAAAUAGCCGAACGGUUGUAUACUCAAGGUUACAUUAGUUACCCUCGUACAGAAACGACCCAUUAUCCUGAAAACUUUGACUUGAAGGGCUCUCUGCGACAGCAAGCUAAUAACCCUUACUGGGCAGAAACAGUGAAAGCAUUACUGUCCGAAGGCAUCAACAGGCCAAGGAAAGGCCACGAUGCUGGUGAUCAUCCCCCGAUAACGCCAAUGAGAGCUGCCAGUGAAGCAGAACUAGGUGGUGACGGAUGGAGACUGUACGAAUAUAUUACUAGGCACUUCAUUGCCACUGUCAGUGCGGACUGCAAAUACCUCCAAACCACCAUUGCGUUCAGCAUCGGUCCUGAACGUUUUACUUGCAUAGGGAAGAUGGUCAUUUCACCAGGUUUCACCGAGGUCAUGCCCUGGCAGAGCAUUCCACCAGAAGAGAGUCUUCCCAGCUGUGAGAAAGGAGAUACCUUCCCCAUCGGUGAAAUAAAACUGCUGGAAAAGCAAACUAGUCCUCCGGAUUACCUGACUGAAGCAGAGCUUAUCACUCUGAUGGAAAAACAUGGCAUUGGAACGGAUGCCAGUAUCCCAGUUCACAUUAACAACAUCUGCCAGAGGAACUACGUCACUGUGGAGAGCGGCCGCAGGCUGAAACCUACCAACCUGGGCAUUGUUUUGGUCCAUGGCUACUAUAAAAUAGAUGCAGAGCUUGUGCUUCCCACAAUCCGCAGUGCAGUAGAGAAACAGCUCAAUCUGAUUGCUCUCGGUAAAGCAAAUUAUCACCAGGUCCUGGAGCACACCCUGGAUAUCUUCAAAAGAAAGUUUCACUACUUUGUUGACUCAAUUGCUGGUAUGGAUGAGUUGAUGGAAGUGUCUUUUUCCCCACUUGCUGCCACAGGCAAGCCCCUUUCCCGCUGUGGAAAAUGUCAUCGUUUUAUGAAGUAUAUCCAGGCCAAGCCGAGCCGUCUGCACUGCUCGCACUGUGACGAGACAUACAGCCUUCCCCAGAACGGGACCAUCAAGCUGUACAAAGAGUUGCGCUGUCCCCUGGAUGACUUUGAACUGGUGCUGUGGUCCUCGGGAUCGAGAGGGAAAAGCUACCCACUGUGUCCUUACUGCUACAACCAUCCCCCUUUCAGAGACAUGAAAAAAGGAAUGGGCUGCAACGAAUGCACUCACCCCACCUGCCAGCACUCGCUGAACAUGCUUGGCAUCGGCCAGUGUGUGGAAUGUGAGAACGGAGUCCUGGUGCUUGACCCAACCUCCGGACCCAAGUGGAAGAUGGCCUGCAACAAAUGCAACGUGAUUGUACACUUCUUUGAAAACGCACACAAGGUGCGGGUGUCAGCAGAGACCUGCGAAUCCUGUGAUGCCGCCUUGGUGGACGUAGAUUUUAAUAAGGCCAAAUCUCCCCUCCCGGGCAAUGAGACCCAACACUCGGGCUGCGUGUUUUGUGACCCUGUUUUCCAGGACCUGGUGGAACUCAAGCAUGCAACCAUGAAGCAUCCUAUGCAUCGUGGAGGACAGGGGAAAAGACAGGGCCGUGGAAGAGGGAAAGGCAGGAGACCUGGAGGAAGACCCAACCCAAAGAAACCCAAAGACAAAAUGGCUGCUCUCGCGGCUUAUUUUGUUUGAUGCCCCGAUACGCUACUUAUUAAAUAAUAAAAAUUCAGACCAACUCUG
Hemicordylus capensis (graceful crag lizard) is the source of this 3227-nucleotide messenger RNA. It is a transcript of the gene TOP3B, whose product is annotated as DNA topoisomerase III beta. The coding region runs from base 591 to 3179 and encodes 862 amino acids. The transcript has 19 exons. The record is from RefSeq and is a predicted model, not a curated record. Gene Ontology annotation, molecular function: DNA binding; DNA topoisomerase type I (single strand cut, ATP-independent) activity. Gene Ontology annotation, biological process: DNA topological change. Gene Ontology annotation, cellular component: nucleus. NCBI's taxonomy places the organism in Eukaryota, Metazoa, Chordata, Lepidosauria, Squamata, Cordylidae.